Messenger RNA from Miscanthus lutarioriparius, 864 nucleotides. The record is from the annotation of a GenBank genome assembly. Lineage: Eukaryota; Viridiplantae; Streptophyta; Magnoliopsida; Poales; Poaceae.
AUGACGACGACGAUGCAGAGCGGCGGCGGCGGCGACGAGGAGCAAGGGGUGCUCGCGGGGCGGCCGCCGCGUGGUGACGGCGACGAGAUGGAGAUCGGGUGGCCGACGGACGUGCGGCACGUGGCGCACGUGACGUUCGACCGGUUCCACGGCUUCCGCGGCGUGCCCGAGGAGCUGUUGCAGCAGCAGCAGCCGGGCCUAGGCCUAGGGACGGUAGAGGACGGCGUCGUCCGGGCGCCCAGCGCCAGCAAGACGGUGUUCGGCGUGUCCACGGAGUCGAUGCAGUGCGCCUACGACGGCCGGGGCAACAGCGUCCCCACCGUGCUCCUCCACCUGCAGCGCCGCCUCUACGACCAGGGCGGCCUCCGGGCGGAGGGCAUCUUCAGGGUCGCCGCCGACGGCGCCCAGGAGCAGUACGCCAGGGACCAGCUCAACAACUCCGGCGUCGUGCCGGACGGCGUCGACGUGCACUGCAUCGCAGGCCUCGUCAAGGCGUGGUUCCGGGAGCUCCCCGGCGGUCUGCUGGACGCGCUGCCGGCGGAGGAGGUGACGCGGUGCCAGACGGAGGACGACUGCGCGCGGCUCUGCCGCGCCAGGCUGCCGGCGCCCAGGGCAGCGCUGCUGGACUGGGCGGUGAACCUCAUGGCGGACGUGGCGCGAGAGGAGAAGGCCAACAAGAUGGGCACGCGCAACGUGGCCAUGGUGUUCGCGCCCAACAUGACGCGCGCCGACGACCCGCUCACGGCGCUCGGCCACGCCGUGCAGCUCAUGAACUUCCUCAACAUGCUCGUCGAGAGGGCGCUCAAGCACCACCACCGGCCGUCCUCGUCUUCUUCUGCCUCCUCUGUCCUCAUCAAUGGAUGA